AUGGCAGCUAUGAGAAAACAGUACGAGGUGACCCGACCAGUGUACUCUGAGGACAGCUUUGCUGAACAGCAUAAGAAAAUCUACAGGAAGCACAAAACCAUCCUUAACCAUGUCAAAGACUAUCUGACUUGUGACUCAAAACGGGCCAAGAAUGCAGUGCUGUCUCUCCUGCCCAUCAUUAGCUGGAUGAGAAUCUACAGAGUUAGAGAGUGGCUGCUGGGAGAUGUGGUGUCUGGGGUCAGCACCGGGUUGGUGGCCAUCAUGCAAGGACUUGCCUUCGCUCUGCUGGCUUCGCUGCCUCCAAGCUACGGUCUCUACACAGCUUUCUUCCCUGUGCUCAUAUACUUCUUCCUCGGAACUUCACGACACAUAUCUGUAGGCUCCUUCCCAGUCCUGAGCCUGAUGGUGGGAGCUGUGGUGACCCGCCUGGUCCCAGAGGUUGGACCUCCAGCCAACAUCACAGACUUUGAGGGUCUGACCCAGGACCAGCAGAGAGUCCUGGUGGCUUCCUCUGUAACAUUCCUCAUGGGGAUUUUCCAACUCACCAUGGGAAUUCUGCAGGUGGGCUUUAUUGUGGUGUAUCUGUCGGACACUUUGGUUUCUGGCUUCACCACAGCAGCUGCUAUUCACAUCUUGGUGUCCCAGCUAAAGUUUGUGUUGGGAUUGAAUGUUCCAGGGAUCAGUGGUCCACUGUCUGCCAUAUAUACUUUGGAGGAGAUCUUUGUUCAGAUCACCUCAACCAACAUCUGUGACCUGGUGAUGUCCAUACUGAUCAUGGUGGUGGUGUUCAUUGUGAAGGAGCUAAAUGACCUAUACAAAGCCAAGCUGGCUGUUCCCAUACCCAUAGAGGUUAUUAUGACUGUCAUCGCUUGUGGGGUGUCCUACGGCUUCAACUUUGAGACAAGAUAUGAUGUUGACGUUGUUGGCAAAAUGGUUAGUGGGUAUGAGUCUCCCAUCCCGCCCAGCAUACAAGUCCUCCAGGAGAGUGCUGUGGAGGCCUUCCCUAUAGCCAUUGUCGGGUUUGCUGUGGCCUUCUCUGUGGCAAAAGUCUACUCUAUCAAACAUGAUUACACCAUUGAUGGCAACCAGGAGCUGAUUGCAUUUGGAGUUAGCAACAUAUUUGGUGCAAGCUUCAGGUCAUUUGCAGCCAGCACAGCACUUUCCAGGAGUGCUGUGCAGGAGAGCUCCGGAGGCAAAACACAGAUUGCAGGGCUAAUCUCAGCUCUAAUGGCGAUGAUUGUAACAGUAGCACUUGGCUUCCUGCUCGAGCCACUUCCCAGGUCUGUCUUGGGUGCCUUGGUGAUCGUCAACCUGAAGGGCAUGCUGAUGCAGUUUAGAGAAAUCCCAUACCUGUGGAGGAAGGACAAACUAGAAUGUGUGGUGUGGGUGGGAACGUGCCUGGGUGCCACCCUGCUGGGACUGGAUAUUGGUCUGGGUGUGGGCCUCGGGGUGGAGCUACUCACUGUCGUCUUCAGGACUCAAUUCCCCCGCUGUUCCAUCUUGGCUAACAUACCUGGGACUGACCUCUACAGAGAUCGCAAAGAUUACCUUCAUACAUUUGAAACACAAGGAGUAAAAAUCUUCCGGAUACCUGCACCUAUUUUCUUUGCCAACACUGAGUUCUUCAGGGACAAACUUGUCGAAGCUGUGGGAUUUAAUCCUCUGAGGGUUUUGAGGAAGAGGAACAAGGCCCUCAGGAAAAUCAAGAAAUUACUAAUGAAAAGAGACCAUGGCAUUACAGAGACAUGCUUGAUGGAUUUAUUCCACACAAGCCUUCAUGAUGAAGUCAUGAAGGCUUGUGUGGAUCUACAGGCACUGGACCUGCCAACAGACCUCAAGAACCUUCCAUUCCAGAUGAACUGGAAUGCUGAGCUUCCUGACAACAUCAGUGUUCCCAGAGUGGACCUCCACAGCCUGAUCCUGGACUUCUCUGCUGUCUCCUUCCUGGACAUCUCUGCUAUGAAGGGACUCAAAACGAUGCUCAAAGAGUUCAUCCGAGUUGAUGUAGAUGUUUACAUUGUUUCUUGCGAUGCUUACAUCCUGGAGAAACUGAACAGCUACAUGUUCUUUGAUGAUGAGAUUCUGACCUCCAUGUUCUUCCCAACCCUGCAUGAUGCCAUGCUGAACGUAUUUGAAAAAUACAAUGAGAACAGGAUUCGAGGCUGGGUGGUAAAAGACACUAAACUGUAGAACAGCAACUGUCUCUUGCAACAUCCAUUCAAGAAGAACUUUUUACAACAAUUCCAUGUUUAUACUGAAACAUUUUAAUCUCAUAUUCCACUAUGUUGUUCCUGUGCAAUGUUGUUGAUUUUGUAUUUCUUUUAAACACACCCUCCCAUUUUGUUUUAAAAAGUUAUUUUAAAUAGUCUGCUGAAAUCCAUCAUUUCAACUAAUUUCAUUAGAGAUGAUUCAGUGUGGAUUAAGCAGUGUAUAGAUAAUGAAUGGAUGGAUGGAUGAUUCAGUGUUUGUUGUCAUAGGCCUUGUUAUAAUCUGCUGCCACUUCCCUUUUCAAACCAUGCAAUAAAUCUUUAAGACACCCAUAAUCAUGUAUAUCUAGCCUCAUAUUAGCUGGUUUUUGAAUGCUCAAAAGAG
Molecule: messenger RNA, 2592 nt
Organism: Stegastes partitus (bicolor damselfish)
Lineage: Eukaryota; Metazoa; Chordata; Actinopteri; Pomacentridae
Product: chloride anion exchanger-like
Exons: 19
Coding region: 1-2190 (729 amino acids)
Biological process (GO): sulfate transmembrane transport
Cellular component (GO): membrane
Molecular function (GO): secondary active sulfate transmembrane transporter activity
Source: RefSeq, a predicted model, not a curated record